Molecule: messenger RNA, 859 nt
Organism: Cottoperca gobio
Lineage: Eukaryota; Metazoa; Chordata; Actinopteri; Perciformes; Bovichtidae
Gene: fadd
Product: Fas (tnfrsf6)-associated via death domain
Exons: 2
Coding region: 59-769 (236 amino acids)
Biological process (GO): extrinsic apoptotic signaling pathway; positive regulation of innate immune response; regulation of apoptotic process
Cellular component (GO): CD95 death-inducing signaling complex
Molecular function (GO): death receptor binding; caspase binding
Source: RefSeq, a predicted model, not a curated record
UAAAAAGUAUCAGCAAACACAGCACAUCUGACAAACUCUUGAAGAAUGUCACCGGAACAUGCGAAAAAGAUACAACUGCAAACUAACCGACACAGACAAACAAGCGGAAGUGAAAGUAAAGCAGCUCGUGUUUCCUCGUUCAGACAUAUCCCUUCGGCGUUUCUCAGUUGAGGUGCAGUGUGUGUAUGUGUGUGUGAAAGACAUGAGCAAUUUACAGUUUAACAGCGUUUUACUGGACAUUUCUAACCAGCUGACCGAUAAGCAGCUGGAGGACAUGAAGUUUCUGUGUCGGGACAUGGUCGGGAAGAAAGAGCUGGAAAAGAUCUCCAGCGGGAUCCGACUGUUUCAGGUUCUGACGGAGAGAGGCAAGCUGGGAGCCAACAACACGGACUGUCUGUGCCAGCUUCUCAAAGACAUCCACCGACAAGACCUCUCGGGAAGAAUAGAGACUUUUGAAAGUCCGGCUGGAUUCAACGACAACCAACCGGACAAGGAGGAGAGAGACAAACUGGACAUUGCCACAGAGGUGAUCGUGGAGAAUAUGGGAAGGACUUGGCGUAAACUGGGCCGCAGACUGGGUUUGACUGAAGUUAAGCUGGACUCCAUCUCCAGGAGGCAUCCCACAGAACUGGAGGAAACGACGAGGGAGAUGCUGAAGGAGUGGAUGAAGUGUCGUGGAGCCGAGGCACGAACAGAGUACCUGAUAGAUGCCCUGAGAGCCUGCCAGUUCAACCUGACGGCUGAUAAAGUUCAGGACAGACUUCUCUGAGGAGAGAACACUAACUACGUUUUACUACGAGGAAAGUUAUACGCAGAUAUAUGAAAUUAUUGAUCAAAUAAACCGACUCCCUGAAUGUCA